AAAGAACCUGAGAUUUUUUUAUCUCUUUUUAAUAGGCAGCUUUGAUUGAAGGAAUAAAAAAAUUAGACGUUUCCCUGAACCAUGGCUCAGUAUACGUACGACGAGCAGGGAUUUAAUUUCUAUUAUUUCCUACUGUCAGUCUUAUCCUUGUGUCUGGUGCCUGUCACUCUUCACUCAGUAUACCGUUUAUACAGCUGUACAAAACACUCCACCAAAACCAAUCUUUGCCACUGUGAAGUAUGCGAAAAAGAACGAACAAAGGCGCAAAAGGUCAAGCCUAAUCGUGUCAAGGCUCAGCUGACAAAGCCAAAGACGCUGUUUAUUAUUAUUGGAUGGGUUACGGUUGCUCUUUUGGCUUACCAGGUCUCUCACGCCGAAGCACCCAAGGCCAGCUGGGACCCCUAUGAAAUUUUGGGCAUCAGCGAGGGUGCAUCCUUGGCAGAAAUCAAAAAGGUGUAUAAGAAGCUUUCCCUUAUUUAUCAUCCCGAUAAAGCUCAGCCUGGUAGUGAAAAGGAGAACGAGGAGCAAUUUAUCCAAAUCAGCAAAGCCUAUCAAGUAUUGACAGACGAGGAUGUUCGAAAAAAUUAUGAACAGUAUGGUCAUCCUGACGGAAAGCAAUCCUUUUCCAUGGGCGUUGCUUUGCCUAAAGGCUUGGUGGAGGGCAGCAACAGUAAAUUUGUUCUCGCUUUCUACGCUCUCAUUUUUGGUAUCGGUCUGCCUUAUUACAUUGCAAGCUGGUGGUACAAUUCCAGAAGACAAACAAAAGAUAAAAUUCUCAAUCAGACGAUGGCCGGUUUUGUGAAGAACCUCAAAGAAGAUGCGGGUUUCAAAGAUCUUGUAAAGAUCCUUGUUGGUGCUCAAGAAUUCAAGGAAAAUGCGGAUGUUCGCUCCAGCGAAGACAAACUUUUGAAAGAAAUUGAUGGAUUGAUUGCGGAAGCCAUGGAAAAUCGAUUUGGUGAAAAAUACGAACGCAUGGACAAGACUGUACCAGCUUAUCGUCGCAAGGCUCGUACACUUCUUUAUGCUUACUUGUUGCGUUUGGAUCUGACAGCCAAGGUCACUGCAUCGCACAAUGUCGCCAUCUUACAAGAUCAACGUUUUAUUGUGGAAAAAUCUAUCCAUCUCCUUCAGGGCCUGCUACAAAUCGCUACUGUGAAGCAGUGGCUGGGUGUGGCGAUGGACAUUAUGGAUUUGCAACAACAUUUGAUGCAGGCUAUCUUCCCUGGCGAAGCUUCUAUUAAAGAACUUCCUCACAUCACCGCCAUUAUGUUACGACGUUACUUCCGAUCCAAGAAGAAGCAUAUUCACAGCGUUCAGCAGUUGUUGCAAAUGUCCGAAGUCGAACGCAAAACAUUGCUCAAGCCAUUGACCGAUUCUCAAUACUUGGAUGUCAUGGAAGUCGCUAACCGCGUUCCCAAGUUAUCUGUCCAGAAAGCUGCAUUCAAAGUGAUGGGCGACAAGAUUGUUACCACGGGUGCUAUUAUCACGUUUAUCUUGAAGCUUAAAAAUGGCCACGUUGUUGGUAUUGAACCCGAGGCCAAGGCUGUUGUGGAGGAAAAACAGACUCAAGAACAAUUGGACAAGGAAGAAGAAGAAGAUGAAUUUGAACCUGAAAAUGAACCCGAAGCUAGCCUGCCUUUUGCUCAUACUCCUUACUAUCCUGGCGAAAAGAAGCCGUAUUGGUGGAUUUUCUUGGGUGAUCCCAAGGUGAACCGUAUUCUUGUGCCGCCGAGAAAGGUGACCGAUAUCGUUGACGAACAGACGAUUCGUAUCCCAUUUGCAGGUCCUCCCAAACCAGGCACUUACACUUUCUCCUUGUUUGUCAAGUCGGAUACCUAUGCGGGUACGGAUAUUCUUCAAGAUAUUAAACUGACGAUUCAAGACCCAUCCGAACUGCCACCGGAGGAAGAAGUAGACGAUACCAUUUCUGAACCGGAAGAUGACUCUAUUGCUGGACAAAUGAAGUUGAUGCGCGAGCAAGGAUUGGCCUCCGCGUUGGCUGGCGGACAGAAGGAUACGAAGGAAGGAUCAAAGGAUGAUGAUGAUUCGUCCGAUGACAGCAGCGAUGAAGACUAAAACAAGAUUUACCUGGGAAUAAUACACGCAAGUCAUAAUCUCAACAAGAAGAUGGUAUACAUAUAUAUAAAAAAAAGCUUUUUGAAGUUGCACCACAUGAAAACGGAUUAAAUACAGAUUCAUUUUUUUUAAUGGCA
Messenger RNA from Radiomyces spectabilis, 2213 nucleotides. Its product is annotated as Sec63 Brl domain-containing protein. Gene Ontology annotation, cellular component: Sec62/Sec63 complex. Gene Ontology annotation, molecular function: RNA binding; transmembrane protein transporter activity. The record is from RefSeq and is a predicted model, not a curated record. NCBI's taxonomy places the organism in Eukaryota, Fungi, Mucoromycota, Mucoromycetes, Mucorales, Radiomycetaceae. The transcript has 11 exons. Gene Ontology annotation, biological process: SRP-dependent cotranslational protein targeting to membrane; post-translational protein targeting to endoplasmic reticulum membrane. The coding region runs from base 82 to 2076 and encodes 664 amino acids.